GGGAUAAAUGUCUGUGCUCACUGACUGCAUCUGGACUCUACAAACACGGACGUGGACGUCAAAAGCCGCGCUGGGCACGUCGGAAAACAGGAUGGCUGCAGACUACUUUUUAAGGAGACGUUUUUGACUCUUUAUUUUUUUGGAUGGGUGGACAUCUCUUCUAAUUUUGAAUCUAGCAUGUAUUCAUCCGGGAACAAAACCAAUGACCCGUGUCACAGCCAGCACACCAUCGACCCCUCCAAAACCCCGCUGAUUAGCGCCAUCAUGUUCGCCCUGGGCAUCUUCGGCAACGUGGCCGCCCUGGUGAUCCUGGAGAUCCGGCGGCGCAGGGACGGCAGGACCGGGGAGAGGUGCCGGCGGUCGCUCUUCCACGUCCUCAUCACGGCGCUGGUGGUCACCGACCUGGCGGGGACCUGCCUGAUCAGCCCGCUGGUGCAGGUGUCCUACUCGCUUAACACCACCUUGGAAGGGAUGUCGCCCGACAGCCACAGCGCAUGCUACUACUUCGGUGUCAGCAUGACCUUCUUCAGCCUGGCCACCAUGUCGCUGCUCUUCUCCAUGGCGCUCGAGAGGUGCUUCGCCAUUGGCUACCCCUACCUGUACAGCAGGCAUGUCACCAAGAAAUGUGCCUACAUCGCCAUCCCCGUGGUGUUCCUGCUGUGCAUGCUGUUCUGCCUCCUCCCCUUCACCGGAUUCGGUCAAUACGUGCAAUACUGCCCUGGGACGUGGUGCUUCAUUGACAUGAACUCUGGCAAGAAGCCUCACCAGGUCUACGCCAACCUGUACGCCACUCUCAUGCUGGUGCUGGUGCUGGCCAUAGUGGCGUGCAACGGCUUCGUCGUGUACCAGCUGUUCAAGAUGUACCGGCGGCGGCGGAGGAACGGCGGCUCGGUGAUGGCGGCCGCCCGUUCCAACAGCGAGCGAAGGCAGAUGUCCAUGGCCGAGGAGGUGGAGCAUCUCAUCCUGCUGGUGUUCAUGACCAUCAUCUUCAUCAUCUGCACGCUGCCCCUGGUGAUCCGGGUUUACCUCAACAACAUCACUGACAGCAAGGAAUCCCACCCGCUGGACCUGAUCGCCCUGCGCUUCAUCUCCGUCAACUCCAUCAUCGACCCCUGGGUCUUCAUCCUCCUCUCCCCCAGCGUGCUGCACUUCUGCUGGGCCUCGGUUUGCCGGGCGCCCCUGGAAACCGUCAGGGGCUCCGUAUUCAGGUCAUCCAUCGGCAAAGAGAGCCCCCCCGCCAACAUGGAGCUGUCCCGCCCCACGCUGGAGUACAUCGAGCAUUUUCAUUCUGUAGAAACUCUAUGACCACAGCGGCGCUUUGGUGUUUCGUGCUUUGAAUUUAUUGGACAGCGGAUUGGGAUGGUGUGCUGCUGAGAAGCGGAAAGGGUUACGACAUCACCUCCCAUGAGGGUGGUGUUUCUUAUCUACUUUAUGAAUGUGUUUCCAUUACAUAAUGGCCCUCUCUGUCUAACCUACAGACAUUUGAACCACGGGUGGUGAACGCCUACGGCUUCAUAUUUUGAGUGUGAAAGCUCAACUUUUUGCCUCCUUUGCUGCUUCCAUUUGUUUUGCCAGUAAAUGGAGAAAGAAAGGCUGCUGAUGGAGGAAGAAAGAGACUUCAUUCAAGUGCACGUGCUUUUAACCUACGUUGUAUUAAACGGUUGGAGAAGCUUGUGCAAGGAGAUGCAGAAUGCGACGAACUAAAGACAAGGAAGGAACCACUAACUCGAGGCCUUGCUGUGCAUGCCUUCUCUGACUCAAAUGCUGCUUUCCAAACAGUUGUUACUGGUGUACUGACAUGGAGAUGUUGUAUGGAGCACAGUCCAUAGACACUAAGGGCCAUUUUCAUAAAGCGUCCUAGUAUAAAGUGUUCCAAGGGACAAAAAAAAUGAAAUCUGUUGUUUUAAGAAUAAGAAUGUCCCCUUCUAGUUUAGACUAGAUUGUUGUAAAAAAAAAAUGCAGCUCCUCAGGUGAAAACGGUGAGAAGUAGGUUGGAGGACUUUUACAUGCCGACCGACUGGGCUGAUUUUCGACUGGCCAGCAAUCACAGAAACUGAUGUUAGAUGAGCCAUUUCCCCCGUUAAUAUUGAAUGGAUUAAGUAUUUAAAUUACCAAAAAGGGAAAUACAUUAAAGAAAACUAUUCAAAAAACUAUCCGCAUGUGAAUAGGCUACUUUGUAGGCUACUUUUAUAGGAGGCCUUUUGCUUACAAAUUAUUCAACAGUGAUAUUAUUCAUAAUUACACUAUGUCUAAUUAGAAAUUAGCCUUAUCGAUUUCACUGUCCACUCUAUGCCCAUUAUGAGUCAGAAUGGAUCAACCAAUCACACCUAUCAAAAGGGUAAACCACAGCCUCAGUCACUCCUAAGAUAGGGCUCCUUCCUAGAAAGGUUUAGCUCUCAAGAUCUUUCUCAGAAUGUUUGAGAAUGUAAGCUCCAGGAAAAAUAGAAAGCAAACACAUUCAGAUCCAUCGGGAUCAUGACGCUUAUGUAAGAUGAUAGUUUAGUGGAAUGCACUUUCAUGUAAUCUAAGUUGACAGAUUACUAGAAUAAGGUGUGUUCAACAGGAAUGCGAAGCGUUGCAUUUUAAAAUUUGAUUUUAAAUAUUCGGGGCAUGAGUUUCUCUUGAUCUUUGGAACAUUAUCUCAUCACCUCUGAGCUUCUUAACCCCUGGUCUGCUUUGGUAACCUUUCCCCUCGCGCGCCUUGCCAGGUUCCUGCUGGAAAGGUCAAAGGGCAAGAAGCCCGGAGACCUUUUGGUAUACAAGAUAUUUAAAACUACACUCAGGGAAUGAGUGAUAAACACAGAAAAAGUUCUGCUGAGGAUUUACAUUUCAUUUAUACAUGUACAGUAUUAGCAUAUAAGAUAUUAUGAAAAUAUUUUAUCAAAAGUUAUUCAUAUGGGUCUUGAAAACUUGUAAUAAAUACAUACAUAUACAUAUAUGUAUGUGUGUGUGUGUGUGUGUGUGUAUAUAUAUAUAUAUGUAUAUAUAUAUAUAUAUGUAAAUGUAACA
Molecule: messenger RNA, 3009 nt
Organism: Anoplopoma fimbria (sablefish)
Lineage: Eukaryota; Metazoa; Chordata; Actinopteri; Perciformes; Anoplopomatidae
Gene: ptger2a
Product: prostaglandin E receptor 2a (subtype EP2)
Exons: 3
Coding region: 178-1305 (375 amino acids)
Biological process (GO): inflammatory response; positive regulation of cytosolic calcium ion concentration; adenylate cyclase-activating G protein-coupled receptor signaling pathway
Cellular component (GO): plasma membrane
Molecular function (GO): prostaglandin E receptor activity
Source: RefSeq, a predicted model, not a curated record